This is a messenger RNA of Solanum verrucosum, 3165 nucleotides long. Its product is annotated as E3 SUMO-protein ligase SIZ1-like. NCBI's taxonomy places the organism in Eukaryota, Viridiplantae, Streptophyta, Magnoliopsida, Solanales, Solanaceae. Gene Ontology annotation, molecular function: zinc ion binding; SUMO ligase activity. Bases 137 to 2713 code for a protein of 858 amino acids. The transcript is spliced from 17 exons. The record is from RefSeq and is a predicted model, not a curated record. Gene Ontology annotation, biological process: protein sumoylation.
AUCUCAAAUAUAUAUGCGAAAAAGAGAAGCUAAAUCGCCGUGAAGCAGCAGCUAUUUGCUGAUAAACCCUAGGUGAUUUCAGGUUCAUCCUGAAGGCCACAACAUUCUGUAGUGGAGUAUCAUCAGGCGUGUGAAAAUGCUUAGCUGCAAGGAUAAAUUGGCACAUUUUCGAAUAAAGGAGCUCAAAGAUGUGCUUACUCAACUUGGUCUCUCAAAGCAAGGAAAGAAGCAGGAUCUUGUUGAUCGCAUAUUAGCUAUUCUUUCAAAUGAACGAGUUUCAGGAAUGUGUGCAAAGAAAAAUAGUGUUGGAAAGGAAGAGGUUGUCAAACUUGUUGAUGGAAUUUACAGAAAAAUGCAAGUGAAUGGGGCAACUGACCUAGCAUCUAAGUCGCAAAUUGUCUCAGACAGCGGUAAUGUAAAGUUAAAAGAGGAAAUUGAAGAUACUUACCAGAUGGAGAUUCGAUGUCUCUGUGGAAGCUCGCUACAAGCUGAAACGAUGAUUCAGUGUGAAAAUAUAAGAUGCCGCGCAUGGCAACAUGCAAGCUGUGUCAUCAUUCCGGAAAAACCCACAGAAGCGGGUUCUCCUCCAGCUUUACCUGAAACUUUUUACUGUGAAUUGUGCAGAUUGAGUCGCGCAGAUCCGUUCUGGGUGACGCUGUCAAUGCCUUUAUUUCCUACUAAGUGGGCUGUCACUAGUGCACCUUUAGAUAGCACAAACCAAAUGCAAAGGAUUGAGAAAUUAUUUCAGCUCAGUAGAGACGACAUGGAGUUAUUGGCGAAGCAGGAAUACGAUGUUCAGGCUUGGUGCAUGCUUCUCAAUGACAAGGUAGAAUUUAGGAUGCAGUGGCCUCAGUAUGCUGAUUUGCAGGUCAAUGGAGUUCCAGUACGUUGCAUAAAUAGACCUGGCUCACAAUUAUUAGGUGCAAAUGGUCGAGAUGAUGGUGCAAUAAUCACAUUAUGCUCCAGAGGUGGAAUGAACAAAAUUUUGUUAACAGGAUGUGAUGCUCGUAUCUUUUGCUUUGGAGUUAGACUUGUACGGCGUCGUACUCUCGUACAGGUUCUCAAUAUUAUCCCUAAAGAGCUAGAUGGUGAGGCAUUUGAUGAUGCUCUUGCUCGCAUUCGUCGUUGCAUUGGUGGGGGAACUGCCACUGAAAAUGCUGACAGCGACAGUGACCUCGAAGUGGUUGCGGAUUUUAUUACAGUCAAUCUUCGAUGCCCUAUGAGUGGUUCAAGAAUGAAAGUUGCCGGAAGGUUCAAACCUUGUGUACAUAUGGGCUGCUUUGAUCUUGACAUUUUUGUUGAAAUGAAUCAAAGGUCGAGGAAGUGGCAAUGCCCAAUCUGUCUCAAGAAUUACUCUCUGGAGCAUAUCAUUAUAGAUCCGUAUUUCAAUCGGAUCACUUCUCAGCUGCAAACUUGUGGAGAAGAAGUGUCGGAAAUUGAAGUGAAACCUAAUGGUUCUUGGCGUGCAAAGGCAGAAGGUGAUCGAAGGAGUAUUGGUGAUCUCGGACGGUGGCACUUACCUGAUGGUACUCUCAUUGAAUCUCAAGAUAUAGAGUCAAAACCCAAGCCUGGAAUUCUUAAGCACGUUAUACAGGAAGGAGGCUCUGAAAGCUGUGGACUUAAAGUUGGGUUGAAGAAGAAUAGAAAUGGUUUGUGGGAAAUUAACAAACCUGAAGAUAUGCAGACAUUUCCACAAGGAGAUGGAGUAAGAGAGAACGUAGAAAAUCAUGUUCAAAAUAUCAUUCCCAUGAGCAGCAGUGCCACUGUGAGUGGCAAGGAAGGUGAAGAUCCCAGUGUUAAUCAGGAUGGUCUCGUUAACUUUGAUUUCCCUACCAAUGGGUUUGAACUUGAAACCAUUUCUCCAAAUUUUGCCCCAGCAUAUGGUUGUAAUGACCGGAACCCCCCAGCACCAGCUAGAGGUGCUGAAGUUAUUGUCCUAAGUGAUUCUGACGAAGAAAAUGAGCCAUUCAUCUCUUCUGCAUCCAUUUACAAUAACAACCAUACCAAUGCACCUGUAGUCUCUUUUGCGGGUAGGCCUAAAGGAAUUUCAGCUUCUUGCCAUGACAACCGAACACUUGUUAAUGAUGGGAAUUCAUGCCUGGGGCUGUUCAAUGCAAACGAUAAUGAAUUUGUGAUGAAUAUGUGGCCUUUGCCUACUGUUAACCAGGAGGGCCCAAGCUUUCAGUUAUUUGGUUCAGCUAUGCACCAGGGUUCUAUCAACCGUGCAAGCUCUACCAAUGGCUACUCGUUGGCUGCAGACACUGGCAUUGGAUCUUGUACUCUUCUUCCUGAAUCUUCUGUUGAUCAUAUGAAUGCUGUAAUGAAUGAUGGUUUAAAUAACAAUACCGUAUUAUGUGACGGUAUUCAGGGAUCACUUCAUAUAUUUCUUCCUCUACCAUUAAAUGUAUCAGUUGAGGCUGAUGUGCGUCAGCCAGGUGUGUCAACUGGCGUUCACACUGAGGAUUGGGUUUCACUUAGGCUUGGCGCAGGUGGGGGUUCUGCAGUUGCAAAUGGGUUGAGCUCAGGGAAGCCGCUGCAAACCAAAGACUCUUCCUUGAACGCAUUGGCUGACACUGCUUCAUUGGUUGUUGGUGUGAAUGACGAAGUAUCAAUGACGAGCAGUAGGAAAAGAUCAGAUGGUCCAUUUAAUUUUCCUCGCCAACGUCGUUCUGUUAGACGGAGAUGUCUAAAUAAUGAUUCAGACACUGAAUAGGGAGCCAAUUGCACAUAUGAGGAAUAAUGAUACUUGCUGCAAAAAUGAGGAUCCAAUCACAUGAUAUCUUGUUUGUAAGAUCGAUCUUGUCUGAAUCGAUCUUUUUGUCUUGGAGAUGAACAUGCAUCUACCAACAGAGAAACUACCUUCAACUCCUGUGCUGGAAGUUCUCCAGCUUUUGUAUUCUAUUGUCUGGACUCGGAAUCCCCCGCUCCCAUAUCCUGCCUGGCCAUAUUCUUCAUUUCAUUUUGUUGAUGAUGCAAGUGAAUUGUACAUUUGGAUAGCUUGAAUAGGGCAAGCUAAUAGUACAUUUUGAUAGCUUAGCUAGGUUUAAAAAAUACUAGCAACAGCAGUUGGUAAUUACUGCUGGAUGUAAAGUAGCAAAGGAAUAGGGGCCUAUAGCCUGUAAAUCUUACUACAUUGAGUAAUUUAUAGACUAUAGCAUUUUGGAA